UUAGGUUUAAUAUAAUUUUCAUUUAAAGGAUUAGAGUAAGGUUUAUUCAGAACUGUAGAAUAUGUCAUAUAAGAAAUAACAUAAUAGUUGAUACUAAAUUUUUAUAGAUGUCACCUAUUAAAUAAAAGAGACCUGAAAAUUUAUGACUGAGGAAAUUUAGGGAAACCAAAGACCAACGAAGUGAAUGAAGAUGUACCUCAGGAAAUGUGAUAGAUGCAAAAACAGAAAACAAAAAGACUGAGAACCUAAUGUGUUGAAUGACUUGUGAUGAAAGACAGUUAUGAAUGGCUGACCCAAUUCUAUCUAAUACAUAGAGCUCAAAAAGCAAUGAAGUUUUAGUGUUUUCAGUACUAUUCAGAAGAAAUGUUUCUAAUCCUUUUGUAAGUAAAUUCCUACAGUGGUGAUAGACAUCUUAGGAAACAAGAGCCAUCCUUAAUUCUUUGGCUUCUGGAUAAAGGUAACAAAUUUAUCAUGUGUAUUUUUCUUCCAUCUCUCUACAGAUUUCAGCAAAAUAAUCUUAUAAUAAUAGAAAGGGAAAUCUUAUAAUAAUAAAUGGAAAGGGGAAUAAGCAGAUGUGAUAUUUUAAUGAAUUUUUAAGUGACAGAAAGUAGCAAUGAGAAAAAUAUCCCUUAGGAUACCCAGGAAAGGAUUGCAAUGGACGAGAGUGCCGAUAUUCCUGGCAGGGACACAAGGCCCCAAAGGAGCCAAUUCUCAAAGAGAGUAAGAGGAAGAAUAGGGGAAGAGUGCAGAAUAUAGGGGUAUUAACCAAAAUGAAAAAGUCUUCCUAUAAUACAUCAAAGCUAGCCACCUCAUAUACAUCCUUCUCUCUUCCCCAUCUGAAGACUCAGAUCAAGAUUACCUAGCAGUUUACCCCAGUGAAAACUUGUUCAUUCUUCUCUAGAAAGAAAAAGAUUUAGGGCUAUUUAAUUGACUAUUAGCAUCCCAGAGAAAAGUCUUCAUUUUUAUUUGGGACAAGUAGCAUAAAGACAAUCUACCCAUAUAACUACGUAGAAGGCUUUUCUGUUCCCCCAGGAGAAUAUAAUAGUGUGGACCCAUAUAUACAAACACAAUAGCAUAAGAAAUUGAUACUUGCUACCUAAAACAAGCAACCCCAAGGCACUGGAUCUGAUAAACCAGCAGCAUAAAAGAGAAAAGUCAGUAUAAGAAAAAACUGAAUAUAAAAAAUAAAAUAAAAGUCUGAAUAACUGACUCCAGAAGAAAUGUCAUACAUUCAAGUUACAAAAAAAUGAACAAAAAAGAAAGAGCUCAUGGGCAUGAAACAUGAUUGCAAGAGUAAUAGAAACAUUAAUUAUGAAUUACUAAUGUCCCAGGACAUAGACUAGAAAGACAAGAGACAGAAAAUACUAAAAAAAAAAAAGGUGGGGGGGAGAGGGAUAGCCUGGGGAGAAAUGCCAAAUGUGGGUGAAGGGGAGAAGGAAAGAAAAGCACACUGCCAUGUGUGUUCCUAUGCAACUGUCUUACAUGCUCUGCUCAUGUACCCCAAAACCUAAAAUCCAAUAAAAAAUUUAAAAAAAAAGGGGGGGAGAGAUUAAUUAGACAGGUGUGGUAUCCAAUUAGAAAGAGUUUCAAAAAAAUGCUGGGGAGAAAAUUGGGAGAAUAGAUAAUUAAAGAAACUAUACAAGAAAAUUUCUCUGAGCUGAAGGGGGCAUAUAUCUUCAAAUUCAAAAGGUCUCCUAAGUUUAUCACAGAAUUAAUAAAAAAAAAUCUACAUGCAGUAACAUCCUUAUAAAAUUUAGGGACAGGAAGAAUAAUGAUCUCAAAAAAUUACCAGGAAGAAAAUACCAGAAAAGGAAUGGUUGCAGACUUCUCAUCAGCAAUGUUAGAUGAUAUGGAACAAAGAACUAAUACCUUCAGCAAUCAGGUAUGAAUGUAAAAUGAAAAUACUUUCUGACCUGCAAAGACAGAGAAAGCUUACUGCCAAUUAUUACAUGAUUUGGUAGAUACCUGAAUCUGUACAAAAAAAAUGUGAGAAUUGCUUUUGCUUCACAUCCUCACCAAAACUUCUUGUCUUUUGUCUUUUUGACAUAAGCCACCCCGACAGGUAUGAGGUGAUUUCUCACUGUGACUUUGAUUUGCAUUGUUAUGAUGAGUAGUGAUGUUCAGCUUUUUUUCCAUAUAGGUGAUGGCCAUUUGUAUGUCUUCAUUGGAGAUAUGUCUAUUUAGGUCUUUUGCUCAUUUUUCAACUGGGUUGUUUUGUUUUCAUUUGCUUGCUGCUUAAUCAUUAUAUAUUUUAGACAUUAAUCCCUUAUCAGAUUUAGAGUUUGCAAACAUUUCCUUCCAUUCUGUAGGCUUUUUACUCUUACACACUGUUAAACACUUACAUACUUUGUAGAUAGUAGAAAUAAGGUCAAGGGAGCUAUUGUAUAGCAUAGUGACUAUAGUUAAUGACAAUGUGGUGUCUCCUUGAAAAUGCAAAAAGAGUGGAUGUUAAAUGUUCUCACCACAAAAAUAAAAACUGUAUGAGGUAAUACAUUUGUUCAUUAGCUAUAUUUAUUCCACAGUGUAUAUAUACCUUAAAACAUUAUGCUGUACACAAUAUAUAAUAAUUUUUUUAAAAAAUGUUGUGUGAAAACCAGGAGGAGACAAAGCCAUAGAUAUAGUGGAAAAAUAUCCAUCAUCCUACUUAAAUCCCAAGAUGCCAGUAGAACAAUCCAUCAAUAUUGUGAGAGAAUGUGAGUGCACUCAAAGUAAAAAUGUCUUCAAGGAGGAAAAAAAAGAACUCAAAGUGGUACUAGUUAUCUAUUACUGCAAAACUAAUCACCACAAACUUGGUAGCUUAAAACAGCACUCUUACUACUACACAGAAAUCCAGGAAUAGUUUAACUGAAUUGUCUGUCUCAGGGUCUCACUCAAGGCGGCAGUCAAAAUGUUGGGUGAGGGCUGGGGUCUCAGCUGACAGCUCAGUGCAGGAAGGAUCCACUUCCAAGCUCACAUGAUAGUUGGCAGAAUUAGUUCCUUGAGGAAUGUUGUACUGAGGGCCUCAGUUACUAGUGGGCUGUUUGCUAAAGGCUUUGUUUAGUGCUUUGGCACUGGGACCUAAACAAUAUGGCAGCAUGCUUCAUAAAGUGUUCAAGACAAGAAGACAAUAGAGUCUGUUAGGAAGAUCGAAAUUACAAUGCUCUGUAAUUUAGUCACGGCUAUGACAUCCUGUCAGCUUGGCCAUAUUCAAUUGAUUAGAAACAUCACUAAAUAGGCCCACACUCAAGGAGAGGAGAUAACACAAGGGCAUACUACCUACCAGGGCAUGGGAUUCAUUGGAUGCUAUCAGAGUUUUCUUGCCAUAUAAGCAAAAGAUAGAAUGCCUAAUGAUGGAGAUGGUAAAAAAUUUGUAAGAAAUUGGAAGUCUAUGAAGGCAGUAUUAUUUUGAAGAACUGAUGAAGGAUUAGAUCAGAACACUCAUUUAAUAUGAAUGGUCUCCUUUUGUGAGAUAUAAAUGCAAACAUAGCACAUCAUGUGGUGCUGUAGUGGAUGAUAUUUACAUAGUUAUAAUAAUAUAAAUGUUGUUUAUGAAUUUUUAACUUUAUCUGGAAGAUUGAACUAUGGCUAUAACUCAGAACUUACAUAUUUUCAAUCUUGAAAAUACACAAAGUGAAGGUACGGCUCUCUGAAGUUUGGGCAGAGUAACAGGGAUGGGGAGGGGAAGAGCAGCUGAGUCUAAAGUUGGUGGAGCAAGAAAUGUAGACUUAAGUAAACCACUUAAAAGCAGAAAAGUGACUAACAGAAGAACUAAAAUCAUCACAAUUUAGUGAAAGGAGGAGAUAAUACUGAAGAUAAUGAAAUCAAGAUAAAACUUCAUCUAAGUAGACAGCCAAAAGAUUUUUUUUUUUUUUUUGAGAUGGAGUUUCACUGUUGUUGCCCAGGCUGGAGUGCAAUGGGGCCUCAGCUCACUGCAAUCUCUGCCUCCCGGGUUCAAGCGAUUCUCCUGCCUCAGCCUCCCAAGUAGCUGAGAUUGCAGGCAUGUGCCACCAGGCCUAGCUAAUUUUGUAUUUUUAGCAGAGACAGGGAUUCACCACAUUGUUCAGGCUGGUCUCGAACUCCUGACCUUAGGUGAUCCACUUGCCUCAACCUCCCAAAGUUCUGUAAUUACAGGCAUGAGCCACUACCCCUGGCCCCAAAAGAUAUCUUAAAUUGAAAAAAAAAAAAAAAACCACGAACAUAGAUGCAUAAGCAAGUAGCAUAUUAUUUAGAGGCACAGAAGUAUGCACCACCAGAAGAGUUACAACUAAGCAUGGUGGCUGGCAAACUAACGUAAGAAACCUCUGCUUGUUAUUACGUAUCCUCCUAUACUUACACUCUGCUAUUGUAAAGUUAUUUUUCUCACAUUCAUAUAGAAAUGUAGUAGUUUAUAAAAUCUCUUUAUUUGUACAGCAGUCUCAAAAUUACCUGUGAGCUGGGUGUGGUGGCUCACAUUUGUAAACACAGCACUAUGGGAGGUCAAGGCAGGUUGAUCAUGUGAGCUCAGGAGUUCAAAACCAGCUGGCCAACAUGGUGAAACCCCAUCUCUACUGAAACACAAAAAUUAGCUGGGCACAGUGAGGCAUGCCUGUAAUUCCAGCUAUAUGGGAGGCUGAGACAUGAGAAUUGCUUGAACCCAGGAGGUGGAGGUUGCAGUGAGCCAAGAGUGUGCUACAGCAUUCCAGCCUGGACAACAGAGUGAGACUCUGUCUCAAAAAAAUAAAAAUUAAAAAAAGUUACCUGUUGAUCUGCCUAUAGGGAAAACAUGAGCUAAAAAGAAAUGAGAAUCUGAUCUACUGGAAGAUUAUAUUAUUCAUUGAAAGUUAAUUAUUAGUAAAAUCAAUGAUUAUAUUAAUCAUUUCUACUCUCAAUCCAGGUAAGUGUAGUGGAGUUACUGGAAGAAGAGCACUCCUACCAAAAGAAUGAAAUUGAGCUGCUUGACACUCACAGUUAGGACCAGAUCUUCACUCCAGUGGCUAGUCCAAGAUGCAGAGACUCUGAGGUCAGGUUGAGCUUCAACACCUUUCUCUUCCUUUUCCAGCUGUGAUCCUCCCUUUUUGCAAGUGACACAGACCAUGUCUUAUGGCCACUAGAAAUAGGACAGAAGUGACUGAAUUUGUCUUACUGGGCUUGUCCAGCUGGCCAGGGAUGCAGCCAGUUAUUUUUGGUAUUAUCCUUGUCAUGUACUUGGUUGCAGUUAUGGGCAAUGCCCUUUUAGUCACUGUUGCUCGAUCAGACCCCAAGCUUCAGACUCCCAUGUAUUUCCUGCUCAGCCAGCUUUCCUUUAUUGACAUUUUUCUGACAACCAUCACUGUUCCUCAGAUGCUGGUGCACACACUGUCUGUGAAUCAAACUAUCUCCUUUAACUGCUGCAUAAUCCAGCUAUUCUUCUUCAUGGCUGUGGGCAGCAUGGAAGGCCACUUGCUGGCUGCCAUGGCAUAUGAUCGCUAUGUUGCCAUCUGUGAUCCCUUAAGAUACUCUGCCAUUGUCAGCCGUUGCCUCUGUUUGUGCAUAACAUUGACCUCAUGGGUGGUUGUCAGCCUCAACAACCUCCUUUAUAGUGUAUUGGUAAGUCGCUUAACUUUCUGUGGCAACCAGGUCACCCACUUCUUCUGUGAUAUCACUCCCCUGCUGCAGCUCUCCUGUACCCGACCAGUGACCAACGAAAUGCUGAUAUUCACUGAGGGUGUAGCUGUGGUGGUCAGCCCCUUCUUCUUCAUUUUGGGUUCUUAUGCCUGCAUUGGUGUUGCAAUAACCCACAUGCACUCAGUUGCUGCCCUGCGCAAAGCUCUGUCCACUUGUGGCUCCCACAUCCUGGUUGUGCUGCUCCUGUAUGGCUCUGUGAUCCGCAUGUACCUCCGACCAUCCUCCAGCUACAACUUGUACCAGGAUCGCCAAGUAGCCGUCUUCUAUACAGUAGUUACCCCUAUGCUAAAUCCACUAAUCUACAGCCUCAGGAACCAGGAGGUUAAAGGAGCUCUUCUAAGGCUUUUUAGGAAGCUCUGCAUCUCAGAAAACUUUCAACCUUCUUCCCAGGCAAACAGGGAAUGGCGGCACAUCUCCUAAUAUCAAGGAGUUAAGAUCUAACUUGAAAAUGCCUCAAAUAGAUGGGGUAUUACCCUUAAAAAUUGAGGUGAGUCACAUUUCUGGUUGAAUUCCUUUUGGUUGGAUUUGGGAAGAAGCAAGAUAAAUGGUUCAUCUCCUUGUUGUCUGAUGUAGAAUCUCAUAGCAUCAAAACUGAAAAGAUAAAUAUAUAUAUAUAUAUAGAUAGAUAUAUAUAAUAUGUAUAUAUAUAUAAUUUUUUUUAUUGUACUUUAGGUUCUGGGGCACAUGUGCAG
Molecule: messenger RNA, 6314 nt
Organism: Callithrix jacchus (white-tufted-ear marmoset)
Lineage: Eukaryota; Metazoa; Chordata; Mammalia; Primates; Cebidae
Product: olfactory receptor 1f45-like
Biological process (GO): G protein-coupled receptor signaling pathway
Cellular component (GO): membrane
Molecular function (GO): G protein-coupled receptor activity; olfactory receptor activity
Source: RefSeq, a predicted model, not a curated record